Hyposmocoma kahamanoa is the source of this 1173-nucleotide messenger RNA. RefSeq names its product 2-methoxy-6-polyprenyl-1,4-benzoquinol methylase, mitochondrial (gene Coq5). Gene Ontology annotation, biological process: ubiquinone biosynthetic process. Lineage: Eukaryota; Metazoa; Arthropoda; Insecta; Lepidoptera; Cosmopterigidae. Gene Ontology annotation, molecular function: methyltransferase activity. The transcript has 7 exons. The record is from RefSeq and is a predicted model, not a curated record. Bases 136 to 1041 code for a protein of 301 amino acids.
AGUAAAAAUCGAAAGGAGGGAUUCGAUACUAAAAGUACUCGGUAUCAAAACAAAAAUAUCGAGUACAUACUCGUAUUUAUCAAUUCAUCCCUACGUAAACAUUGCGAUGUAAAUUUUAUUAAUUUUAAAAGAAAUAUGGCACUACGAAAACCAAUUUUAAAAUUAAUAACAACUCGGAGACCAUUGCAAUGCAUCUCCAGGGUCCGCGCGUAUAACACCCAAGAGCGAGAGUCGCCGUCAGUGGCGGCUACGCGCGAGAGACCUAAACAGACGCAUUUCGGAUUUCAGACUGUCCACGAAGAGGAAAAAUGGAAGAAAGUACAUGAUGUGUUCGAGACGGUGGCAGAGAAGUAUGACGUGAUGAACGACGCUAUGUCGUUUGGCAUCCACCGCGUGUGGAAAGACUUCUUCAUGCAGCGCCUGGCGCCUACGCAUGGCACGCGCCUCAUCGAUGUUGCCGGCGGCACUGGCGACAUAUCGUUCAGGUACGUCAACUACCUACGGAAUUUGGGCGCCGCGCCGGAGGGCAAGCGUAGCAGCGUCACCGUGUGCGAUAUUAACCAGGCCAUGCUCGACGUCGGCAAGGCACGAGCGAACAAACAUGGAUUAACUUCGGAGAAGACUGGUGUUGACAUGAACUGGUUGUGCAGUGACGCCGAGAAGCUCUCGGUGCCCGAUGAAACGUACACCGCCUACACCAUCGCGUUCGGCGUUCGCAACUGCACACAUGUUGACAAGGUGCUAGAGGAAGCGUACCGCGUGUUGAUGCCGGGCGGUCGCUUCAUGUGUCUGGAGUUCAGUCAGCUGCCCAACGACACGUUACAGUGGUUGUACGAUCAGUAUUCGUUUCAAGUGAUUCCUGUGUUGGGACAACUGAUAGCGGGACAGUGGAAACCUUACCAGUAUUUAGUGGAGAGCAUCAGACAAUUCCCAAAUCAGGAGAAAUUCAAGACGAUGAUUGAAGAUGCAGGAUUCAGACAAGUAACUUAUGAAAAUCUGACGUUCGGUGUGUGUGCGAUACAUUCAGGGUUUAAGAUUUGACCAGUCCUUCUUAUAUAUACUUUGAGCUAGUUUUGAUUUUGAUUUUUGAUGAUGAUUUUGUUUAGAGUGAGUUAGUAUAGAUACUUAGUGGUGCAAUUGAUAGUAGAAUAAAUAAAACAAUUGAUAUAUUCA